Messenger RNA from Aspergillus melleus, 2547 nucleotides. RefSeq names its product glycoside hydrolase family 2 protein. Gene Ontology annotation, molecular function: beta-mannosidase activity. The record is from RefSeq and is a predicted model, not a curated record. NCBI's taxonomy places the organism in Eukaryota, Fungi, Ascomycota, Eurotiomycetes, Eurotiales, Aspergillaceae. The transcript is spliced from 4 exons. Gene Ontology annotation, biological process: carbohydrate metabolic process; glycoprotein catabolic process. Bases 1 to 2547 code for a protein of 848 amino acids.
AUGACUCACUUGAGGUCGGAAGAGUUAUCCCAUGGGUGGAGGGUUCGAGAAGUGUCGGACACGAACCCAGAAGCGUGGCAUGCCGUUGCCACCGUACCCACGGUGAUACAUCUCGACCUCCUCCAGAACGGGGUGAUUCCUGACCCCUUCGUCGGAUUGAACGAGGAAAAGAUUCAAUGGGUUGCGGAGCGCGACUGGCUCUACCGGACGACCUUUGAGACUCCAUCUGUCGGCCCGCGAACCCGACACAGUUUAGUCUUUGAGGGUCUGGAUACGUUUGCAACGGUCACUUUGAAUGGCGUGGUGAUCCUGCGCAGCGACAAUAUGUUCAUUCCCUAUCGCAUCGAUAUCACAGAUAUACUGACCAAGAGCUCCUCGGAAACCAACACGCUGGAAAUCCUCUUCGAAUCUGCCCUGUUACGCGGUCGCGAGGUGGUCAAAAACCACCCCGAAUAUCGGCACAUCGCUCACCAAACUGAGGUGGGCCGAUUGGGCGCACGCAAAGCUGCGUACCAUUGGGGAUGGGAUUGGGGCCCUAUUUUGGUUACAGCUGGCCCGUGGAGACCCGUCAGACUGGAGUCCUUCGUUGACCGGAUUGACGACCUGUGGAUUGAAAAUACCGUGGCCGACGAUCUCCGAUCCUGCUCAGGAAAGAUUCACGUACGCACAAAGGGUCGCGGAGCAGACCGAGCGCAUAUUGCCUUGUGGCACGAGGGCAGAGUGGCCAUUGAAGCUGAUAUAGAGGUCGACAUGAAUGGAGAGGCAGACGUCUCGUUUGGCAUCGAUGACCCGGCUCUCUGGUUUCCUCAUGGAUACGGGCCACAGAGCCUCUACGAAGUCCGGGCUCAGUUAUUCUCACAGGACGAGCUGCUGCACGUCACCUCGAAACGAACAGGUUUCAGACGGGCAGAGCUGAUACAGGAGAAGGACGAACACGGUCAAUCCUUCUACUUUCGAAUCAACAACAUAGACGUCUUUGCGAGUGGGUCGUGUUGGAUUCCCGGGGACAGCUUUCUUCCUCGAAUAUCGGAUGCUAGAUACCAAAGCUGGCUGCGAUUGAUGGUUGAGGGUAAUCAGAACAUGAUCCGUAUCUGGGGCGGUGGCAUCUUUGAGCCGGGGGUUUUCUAUGAGACCUGCGACGAAUUAGGAAUACUUGUCUGGCAAGACUUCCUCUUUGCCUGCGCAUCGUAUCCAACGUACACGGAUUAUCUCAAGUCGCUUGAAGAAGAGGCGCGAACUAACGUCCGACGUCUUCGACACCAUCCUUCGAUCGUCAUAUACGCUGGGAAUAACGAGGAUUACCAGAUUCAACAAAAGUACAAUCUGAAAUAUGACUACGACGGAGACAAAGACCCUGCUUCUUGGCUGCAGUCGUCAUUCCCAGCUCGCUACAUUUAUGAGUACCUAUUGCCGAAGGUAGUUGAGGAAGAAAAUCCCGGAAUGGCAUACCAUCCCAGCAGCCCGUGGGGCGGUGGUAAGCACACAACUGACCCAACCAUCGGAGAUAUCCAUCAGUGGGAUGUGUGGCAUGGAGCUAUGGAGCCCUACCAAAGACUCAGUUCAAUGGGAGGCCGGUUCAACAGUGAAUUUGGCAUGGAGGCAUUUCCUCACAUACAUACAGUCGAUUCGUUCCUUGAUGAUCCCGAAGACCGCUAUCAUCAGUCAUUGACGAUGGACUUUCACAACAAGGCAUCUGGCCACGAGAGACGACUGGGGACGUACAUAUUGGAGAACUUUAAAGUAAAGCAGGAUUUGGAGCCAUACAUUCAUCUAUCUCAGAUCGCUCAAUCAGAGACCAUGGCCUUCGCCUAUCGCAGCUGGCGGCGGGAAUGGGGCCAAAGCCGGCGGUGUGGAGGAGUGCUCGUCUGGCAGCUCAACGAUUGUUGGCCGACAAUUUCAUGGGCCAUUGUCGAUUACUUCCUUGUUAAGAAGCCGGCAUUUUAUGCCAUCGCACGCGCGUCGCAACCCCUAGCCGUUGGCGUAUGUCGACGCCACAAAGAGUGGACAUCGGGCCAUGCGCGGCCGCCUCGCUCCCUGGAAUUCGACGUAUGGGCUGUGAGCAGCAGGACAGUAAAAGUGAGUGCCGUGGUGGCUGUCCGCUACAUAUCUGUCGAAAAUGGGCACGACCUCCUUCCAGCUUCCGUCCACAACGUGGAGAUCGUUCCGAAUGGGUCCACGGACAUUUUGAGCAACACAGUGGAUCUUACUAGAGACAGUCCGACUGGAGAACAGGAUACACCACCUUUCGUCAUUUUUGCCACCUUGCGUGUGGAUGGUGUUAUUGUGAGUCGAGAUUUUGACUGGCCCCAACCACUGAAAUAUCUCAACUUCAAGGAAAGGGGAGUAAAGGUGGACUUAUUGAAGGACCACAGCGCUGUCAGGGUUGUAGCGUCUAAGCCCACGAAAGGGCUCGUGUUUGAGGAAAGACCUGGAAUUUGGUUUGGGGAUAAUGGAGUUGACCUUGUGCCCGGCGAUGAGCAGAUCAUCCCAGUCAGGGGAAUUGAUGGAGACAAUGAAAUUCCCAGCUGGACCUAUAUCGGGAACUAA